This is a messenger RNA of Phalaenopsis equestris, 2078 nucleotides long. RefSeq names its product aspartyl protease family protein 2-like. Bases 225 to 1823 code for a protein of 532 amino acids. The record is from RefSeq and is a predicted model, not a curated record. Gene Ontology annotation, molecular function: aspartic-type endopeptidase activity. Gene Ontology annotation, biological process: proteolysis. Lineage: Eukaryota; Viridiplantae; Streptophyta; Magnoliopsida; Asparagales; Orchidaceae. The transcript has a single exon.
CGAACUAGCUGGUCAUCCUGCCUCUCCCCCUCCAGUCCCACUUUUCUUCUCAGAACCGCGUUCAGCUCUCUCUCUCUCUCUUUCAACGUCUCCCAAACCAUUUUCGCUGCCAUUCUCUCUGCAACAGCUCCUGCGAUUUCCCACCCCAAAAAGCCUUCUUUUUUACUUCUAUUUAUCUUGAGAUUUUUCAUUUCGCCUCUUUGAUGCGGGAAAACAUCUGAGAAAUGGCUCAUAACGAGCAAUUCCUCUUAUUCCUGAUCCUCCUGUUCUCUCCCUUCUGUCUCCCUUCGAUCGAAGCCUUCAGCUUCAACUUCUCCCGCACAUCUCAUCUUGCCGGAAUCAUAUUCCCAACACCCCUCAGCUUCAACUCCGCCACCACCGCCGCCGACUCGAACUGCCAAAUCCACCGCCGCCUAGCUCCUGACGCAGAUCCUCUUGAACGCCCACUCUCCGGCGACGCCCCUCCGGUCAAGCUCCAUCUCAAGCACCAUCGCCCUGCAGCUGACAAAACCAAAAAAGCUGCUAUUUUUGACUCCACACAAAAGGACUCCCUUCGAAUCCAAACCCUUUUCCGCCGCGCGACAGAGAAGAAGAACCAGAACCCUCUCUCCCGCUUCGCUCCCCCGCCCAAAACCGUCACUUUCGGCUCCUCGGCGCCGGCUAUCGAUGGUCUCCUGUCUGCCACGGUGGAGUCCGGCGUCGCGCUUGGCUCCGGCGAAUAUUUCAUCGACGUCUACGUCGGCACUCCGCCGCAACAUUUCUCCCUAAUUCUCGACACCGGAAGCGACCUCAAUUGGUUACAGUGCCUUCCCUGCCACGCCUGCUUCGAACAGAGCGGCCCAAUCUACAACCCCUCCUCAUCUUCUUCCUACCGCAAUCUCAGCUGUACCGACCCUCGCUGCGACCUUGUCUCCCGGCCGGAAACCUCCUCCCCCUGCCACGCCGGCGAAGACCAUUCCAGCUGCCCUUACUUCUACUGGUACGGCGACCAAUCAAACACAACCGGCGAUCUCGCCACCGAGAUCUUCACCGUAAACCUAACAGACACCAUGGGCAACACCACAAGCCGCAAGGUUGAAGGUGUCAUCUUCGGCUGCGGCCACUGGAACCGCGGUCUAUUUCACGGCGCCGCCGGUCUCCUCGGCCUAGGCCGCGGCCCUCUCUCCUUCGCCACCCAGCUCCGCUCCCUCUACGGCCACACCUUCUCCUACUGCCUCGUUGACCGCAACAGCGAUCUAAGCAUCACCAGCAAGCUCAUCUUCGGCGAGGAUCCUUCCCUCCUCUCCCACCCCAAUCUCAACUUCACCUCUUUCACCACCGGCAAAGAGAACCCCGCAGAGACCUUCUAUUAUCUUCACAUCAAAGGCAUAAAAGUCGACGGAGAGAUGCUGGACAUCCCAUUGGAAACAUGGGAGCUGUUGGAAAACGGCGCCGGAGGCGCAAUCAUCGAUUCAGGAACCACGCUCAGCUACUUCUCCGAUCCAGCUUACAAAAUCAUCAAGCAAGCGAUUGAGAAGAAGGUAACCUACAAGCUGUUCGAUGAUUUUCCUGUGUUGAGUCCAUGCUACAAUGUAUCUGGAGUUGACAAAGUAAAGAUGCCGGAUUUCUCCAUCGUCUUUGCCGACAGAACGGUGUGGGAUUUUCCGUUGGAGAAUUACUUCAUCCGGCUUGAACCAGAGUCCAUCAUGUGCCUCGCGAUUCUGGGAACGCCGAACACAUCCCUAUCGAUUCUGGGAAAUUACCAGCAACAGAACUUCCACAUAAUGUAUGAUACGAGGAACUCGCGACUGGGUUUUGCGCCCAUGAAGUGUGCAGAGGUUUAGAAAUCCAAUCUUGGAAGAAAGAUUGAGAUUUUUUUGGAGAAUUUUGCUUGGUUUCACUCACUGCGGUGUGGGAAAGCUUGUUAAUUGUGUAGCCAUACUUGUCAUUAGAUUCAUUUUUCUUUGAUGAUUCCUCUUUUUUUUUUUCUUAAUGUUAUUGUUAGGUGUAGGAGAGUAUACUGAUACUGGUUACAAAUCAAGUGUGAUGACUUAGUUUGUUGAUAAUAUACUGCUAGUUGGUGUUAUGAUUUAUGUGUU